UUUUGAUAACCAGGAAGUCGCUCCAGAGAUCACGUGACCGGCUCCCUGUCAAGCCGCUGUAAAUACUGGCCAGCUAUGCUACUCGUAGCUCAGCAGGAGAAAAAGUUAAACCGUCGGUCGUCUGCUCGGUAACGGGGAAUAUUAACGGGCUAAACGCCCGCCGUGACAUGGCCCGCGCGUCGAGACACCGGACGGACGCUUCGUUUCACUUCCGUUAACCAAGACGAGUUAAAUACGAGCAGUAGUCGGUUGGCCUGGGAGGCUUCUAGCCUAGCCUAGCCCCCCCCCCCCCCCCCCUACUGUAGUGACAUUGGUUCGUUAGCGUUAGUGUUAGCCUACCUUAGCUAUGACUACGCAAGUGGAGAGCGCCGCGGCGCUGCGGGUCCCGGAGAGCGAGGCCCGGCUGGAGGCUUUCCCCCAGAGCCGCACGCCGAGCUCCGGGAGGGCCAGCACCAAGGGAUGGCAGUACAGUGACCACAUGGAGAAUAUCAACGGGUACUUGAUGAAGUACACCAACCUGGUGACCGGAUGGCAGUACCGGUUCUUCGUGCUCAACAACGAGGCGGGGAUGCUGGAGUACUUCGUCAACGAGCAGUCGCGGCCCCAGAAGCCGCGGGGGACUCUGCCCCUGGCCGGCGCCGUCAUCUCCCCGAGCGACGAGGACUCCCACACCUUCACCGUCAACGCCAUCAGCGGCGAGCAGUACAAGCUCAGGGCUACGGACGCUAAGGAGCGACAGCACUGGGUGAGCCGUCUCCAGAUCUGCACGCAGCACCACACCGAGGCCUUGGGCAAGAGCCAGGCCCCCUCUAAGUCCCGUAGUUUCUCCACGGUGUCCCAGGGCAGCGGCAGCUCGCCCCUGGCCCAGCGCCGGGCCAGCCAGACCGGGGCGUCGUCCUCCUACUUCAGCCUGACCCAGGCCCACAAGGGCUCCUCGCUCUACUCCAGCCGCAGGUCGCUGCUCCCCGACCACCUGCUGGACGCCCGCCAGAUGAUGGUGCAGGCCCAGGACCAGCAUAAGGACCUGAUCCAGACCAUCGAGGGCCUGCCCCCGGUCCCGGGCUGCUCGCCCCUGGACCAGGACCUGCUGAUGCUGAAGGCCACCUCCAUGGCCACCAUGACCUGCCUGCACGACUGCCUGCACAUCCUGCAGCUCCAGCAGCUGGCGCGUCACCACUCAGCCAUGGCAGGGCCCAACGUGGAGUGGCUGGAGCCCAAGAUGGCCGACAUCCUGAAGAACGGCGGCAGCGGCGGCUCGCUAGGCGGCUUCUCCACCAACGACGGCCUCCAGGGGGAGGGCCGGCUGGAGCUCAGCACCCCAGAGUCCUGCAGCUUCUCUGGGGAGCUGGAGGAGGUGGAUGCAGAGGAGGAGGUGGAGGACUCCUUCGUGGAGCGAGAGGAGGAGCUGGGUGCUGUUGAGGAGGAGCGCAGUGUCAUCCUACACCUCCUGUCCCAGCUCAAGCUGGGCAUGGACCUGACACGGGUCGUCCUCCCCACCUUCAUCCUGGAGAAGCGCUCCCUGCUGGAGAUGUACGCCGACUUCAUGUCCCACCCGGACCUCUUCCUGGCCGUCGCCGACGGCGUCACGCCCGAGGACCGCAUGGUGCGCUUCGUGGAGUACUACCUCACCUCGUUCCACGAGGGCCGGCGCGGCGCCGUCGCCAAGAAGCCCUACAACCCCAUCAUCGGGGAGACCUUCCAGUGCUCCUGGAGGGUCCCCCGGGCCCCGGACACGCCCCCGGAGCCGACCUCCACGGCCCCGCCCCCCCCGCCGGACUCCACCCACCAGGUCCGCUUCGUGGCGGAGCAGGUGUCGCACCACCCGCCCGUGUCGGGCUUCUACGCCGAGUGCCCGGAGAAGCGCGUGUGUGUGAACACGCACGUCUGGACCAAGAGCAAGUUCAUGGGCAUGUCCAUCGGCGUGUCGAUGGUGGGGGAAGGCUGCCUGUCCCUGCUGGACCACGAGGAGGAGUACACCUUCACGCUGCCCUGUGCCUACGCCCGCUCCAUCCUGACGGUGCCCUGGGUGGAGCUGGGCGGCAAGGUGAUCGUCACCUGCGCCAAGAGCGGCUACUCGGCCGUCAUCACCUUCCACACCAAGCCCUUCUACGGGGGCAAGCUGCACAAGGUGACGGCGGAGGUGAAGCACAGCUCCACCGGCGUGGUGGCGUGCCGCGUGCAGGGCGAGUGGAACGGCGUGCUGGAGUUCAGCUACCCGGCGGCCGAGGGCCCGGGCGCCGUGCGGCUGGUGGACGUCACCAAGCUGCCCGUCUGCAGGAAACACGUCCGGCCAGUGGCCCGCCAGGGCCCCACUGAGUCACGGCGGCUGUGGCAGCACGUGACGGAGGCGCUGCGGCAGAGGGACAUGGAGAAGGCCACGGAGCACAAGAGGGUCCUGGAGGAGCGGCAGAGGCUGGAGGAGAGGCACCGCGCCGACGCAGACGCCCCCUGGAAGACGCGCUACUUCGAGAGCGAGGGCGACGCCUGGGUCUACCACAAGCCUCUCUGGAAGAACCCCCCCUUCAAAUCCUAAAGCCGCCCGGCAGCACCGUGUGUGUGUGUGUGUGUGUGUGUGUGUGUGUGUGUGUGUGUGUGUGUGUGUGUGUGUGUGUGUGUGUGUGUGUGUGUGUGUGUGUGUGUGUGUGUGUGUGUGUGUGUGUGUGUGUGUGUGUGUGUGUUUGUCUCCAGCCUUAAGUUUGUCCUCUGAGGGCCUCCGUACCUCGUUCCGCCGCUCCUCCUCCCCCUUUUUAUCCAUUUGUUUGUUUUGCUUCCUAGAAACCAUGGUUACUACGGAACGAGUAGGAGGAGAGAGAGAGACAGGAGGAGGAGAGAGAGAGAGAGAGAGAGAGAGACA
This is a messenger RNA of Gadus morhua (Atlantic cod), 2854 nucleotides long. RefSeq names its product oxysterol binding protein-like 11 (gene osbpl11). Gene Ontology annotation, molecular function: sterol binding. NCBI's taxonomy places the organism in Eukaryota, Metazoa, Chordata, Actinopteri, Gadiformes, Gadidae. The record is from RefSeq and is a predicted model, not a curated record. The coding region runs from base 347 to 2533 and encodes 728 amino acids. The transcript is spliced from 13 exons. Gene Ontology annotation, cellular component: cytosol; Golgi apparatus; membrane.